Messenger RNA from Plutella xylostella (diamondback moth), 2137 nucleotides. RefSeq names its product chemokine-like protein orion (gene orion). The record is from RefSeq and is a predicted model, not a curated record. Lineage: Eukaryota; Metazoa; Arthropoda; Insecta; Lepidoptera; Plutellidae.
CCCGGCCUGCCUGCUCAGUGCCCCCGCGACCUCCGCCAUGACCGGGCGGCUAGUCGCGCUGCUGGCGCUGCUCGCGACCACGCACGCCUUCAUCGACGACGCGCUCGACGUCAUCAAGCUCGGCAAGGAGAUCGGUGAAGAAGUGCUCAUGUCCUGGGACGUGAUUGGGAAGCCGUUCAACGCGACUGGAGGGGUUGAGCUGCCGUUAGUGCGGCGGAGAGAGAGGCAGGUGCUGGCGCGGCUGGCUGGCGUCUCGCGUGCUAUAGAACGUCUGGAGCUGGCAUUGGACAAGAGUGAUGCAGUGGCUAUGUUAAUGGCUCAAAGCGGCGGCCGCGGGGCGCGUCUGGAGCUCCGAUUGACGGAUCUAGCGGACUUGUUAGCUAGAGUGGACGGCGCGGAGAAGCAGAUGCGCAAGUACGUGCAGCUGCAGGGGCAGCUGGAGCGCAGCACGCUGGAGCAGUUCGCGGCGUGGUGCGUGUCGCCGGACCGAGGCGCGCUGCCCGGGCUGCUGGAGCGCGCGCACGCGCUGCUCGUGCCGCCGCACCAGCACCUGCUGGGCCGCUCGUUGUUGCAGCUCGUGCUCGACGACUUGCAGGAGGUGCAUCCAGACCUGUGCGAACUGCAGCUGUCUCCGCACCAGCUCAUCCACGACAUGUACAACACGGUGUCGCUGACCGAGAUCAAGGGGUACGCCAUGAUGCAGUUCAGCUGGAUGCUGUUGAGGAUCUAUGGGAAAGGCAACUUCACCCAGGAGGCGAGCCUGACCCGGCAGCGCUACUCGGAGCGGAGCACGCAGACGGCGGCGGCGGCGCGCGCGGCGCUCGCCAUGGCCAGCCGCGACCUGCAUCGCUGCGACCCGCCGGCGCAUGUUGAGGGGCAAACCUACGCAGAAGUGACGCGCCUACUCCAGGGCUACAUCGAGAACGAAGUGGACAUGAACCCCGACGGGACGUGCAAAGAAAACUGCGCUUUUUACACGCUAGCCGAGAACCACGGCUGCUUCAGGGACCUGUACUGCCAGCGGCAACAGAAGUGCGAAGGAAGGAUAUUGGAGUGCCAGUACAUCGAUAGUGACAUGUGGGUGUGCCCGGCUGGUCGCAACAGCAACCGUCGCUACGAGUGGAUAGAGUACGAGAACGGACGCACUCUGGGCCAUGCGGGCACCUGCAUGAGGGGAUCCACCAAGGUGGACUCCUGGUGGCGUUGGCUGAACCACUGUUCGUACUGCAUGUGCCUGUGCGAGGACCCGGCGGCCGUCAGCGAACGCUUCUUCAGCAUGAGAGAGGCGCUGGCCAAUGUUACCGCCAACAAAGUCGUGACUGGAGUCAGAUUAGUGAAGCUUGGACGAGUGUUCCACCUGCAAGUGUCGCAGGGGUCACUAGGGGAGCGGGGGCACGUGACCCCGGACGGCUGGGUCAGCGUGCAGGCCUUCGACCCCGAGGACAUGGGGGUCAAGGACACUGUGGACUACCACACGCUCACGUAUGAGAAGCGAGCCAUCGACCUUGACCAGUUGGACUCACCCGAAGGACACAUUCUUACUGGUGUUAGGUUCCGCAUGCACGGUCCUCACCUACACUUCGAGAUCCGCUCGACGCCGUUCAACUACACGACCGGGCGACUGUCGGCAGACAAGAGCCAGUGGAUCAGCAACGACAAUACAGACGGAGCUGAGAUACCGAGAUCAAAGCUCCACCUCUACCGUCCAGACAUCCCGACGCGCACGCACACACCCCUACCCGUCGACUCAAAACACGACCAGUACAUCGAAUUCGUCAACACAGACCUGGAAGCUGAUGCGGCCCAGAGCACAGUUCCCUUCAUAGACAUACAGCCAGUUCAGCCGCUAAAAGGAGCGGCUAUGUUGAGCGGGGCGGGGGUCAUACACAGAGGGGCGCGGGGGUCGGGAGGCUUCAUAGCCGUCAGUCUACGCACCUACGACUACACCAGACAUAUAAAAGCAGAAGCGCCCCCUAAAGACUUCGAAGACGUGGAGACGGCGGAUUUCGCGCCGAUGGUCAAUUGAGUGUUAGUUAAGAGUGUAUGUACUGUGUACUCAUUAUUUAGGUGGCUAGUCUAAGUUUUGUACUAAGUUUUAUGUAAGAGUCUUUUGAUAAAUAAAGUGAUUUGAAUGUGA